Molecule: messenger RNA, 2388 nt
Organism: Harpegnathos saltator (Jerdon's jumping ant)
Lineage: Eukaryota; Metazoa; Arthropoda; Insecta; Hymenoptera; Formicidae
Product: odorant receptor 46a-like
Exons: 5
Coding region: 1048-2214 (388 amino acids)
Biological process (GO): detection of chemical stimulus involved in sensory perception of smell; sensory perception of smell
Cellular component (GO): plasma membrane
Molecular function (GO): odorant binding; olfactory receptor activity
Source: RefSeq, a predicted model, not a curated record
CCACGUCCGAAUCGCGCGAUUACAAUCGACACACUCGCGAGGAACAAAUCGUCGGAAAACACGGAUAAAAAAAGUGCCUCCUGAGUCCCGAUUCACUCGCGGCAAAGCGGCUGUGAUUUCGGCUGAGGACAUAAAUGAAAAUCAAAAUCCGCUCCGUGACGGUCAAAAGUUCGCGUGUGUUUCACAGUUGACAGACACAUUUUUCUCCGACGUUCUCUUGUCCCACUUGACAAGCGGUCGCGCAUGCAGGGACACUGAACUUGAAGAAAACACCUCUGGAGUUGCGCUUUGCGUAUCAUCCCACUCGCCGCGUAGUUCUCACAGCACAUAGAAAACUCGUUCCUUGUGAGAGAAGCACAAUUUAGCGAGAAAUCGAAUUGCCGGCGACGCGACAUGAAAAUCCAUAAACAUUCCAUCAGACAGCAAUGCGACAACGCGGUAUGCAUCGAGUGCGAGGGCGAACGACGGAGGCCGGUUAAACGCUACGAAUAAAGCAAUCCUUGCAGUAUUAAUGAGCUGCACUAGGAGGACUUCGCUGGAGAAAGGUAACCCCGAAGAAUAAUAUCCACCGGCAGCGGAGUGUAACAGAGACAACUCCGUUUCGUUAAUGACCGUCAUUAAUGAUAUAGCCACAAAACGCCGUUGGCAUCCGCAGAGAGUAUCAUAGUUCGCGCCGAGCUAUCGUCUAUGUCUGUUCCGUCUCUCCGCCGGUUUCUCUGCGAUAUCCGGCAGAAGUUACAUUGCUGAAUCAUUUGCGGAUUACGCGCCAGCGCACGUUUGUUUUCUUUUCUAUAUACCGACGUUCUCAUUGCCAAAGCAAAUUCGCUUCACACACAAUUACGUAAAAAGAGAGAAAAUAAAACCCGGCGCCAAAUGUGACACGCGCACGUCGCUCGAGCUCGAUUCGUCUUGAGGCCGACUGAGACCGCUCGCGAUAAUUAAUCACGGUAAUUAACCGCAUCGUGUCAGCGUCGUGAGAAGUAGGAAAGUGCCGCGCGCGAAUGAUAGAGGCAUCAGAUAAGAGUCCGCGGCCGCGCGAUCGUCAGCAUGGAGUUGCUUUCGUUGAAUUUUUUCCUGUACACUAUGGGAGGCAUAUGGCGACCGGUCGAGUGGACGUCAGGCAGUGCCAAAUUGCUGUACAACGUAUUCAGCUUUUGCACGAUAGUUCCGAUGUACUUCCUCGUGCUGACCCAAUUCAUGGAUCUCGUUCUGGUAGUCGAUAACGUAGACGACUUCAUCACGAGUUCCCUCAUGUUCAUGACCAUCGUCGCUGUUUGCUGCAAGGCGACAACCGCGUUGUUACGUCGCGACGUGAUCAUCGACCUGGUGCAGACGUUGUCGCGGGAGCCGUGCAAGCCCCAGGACGCGGACGAGGCCGCGAUACAGACGAAGUUCGACGAGUUCAUCAGGUCGUGCUCGAUCAUGUACUCGCUUCUGGCCACCAGCUCCGUCACGGGCGUCACCGUCAGAUCGGUGCUGAACACCAUGCAGGGUGUCUUGCCUUACAGAGUAUGGCUGCCGUACGACUCGACUUUAUCCUUGGCCUUCUGGAUCACGUCUAUUCAGCAGAUGAUCUCCGUGAUUUUCGCCGCCAUCAUUAACAUCGGCACGGAGACCCUCAUGUUCGGUCUGUUUCUACAAACGUGCGCGCAACUCGAGAUCUUCGAGAGGCGUCUACACAAACUGGUGAUCGACAGAACGGCUGGGAAAGCCGCCGGCGGGCAGCGGGGAUGGUCUUCGUCCGCUCCGCCGCUUCAUGAGAAGGGGACGAUUUCCGGCUACAUACAUCAUCACCUUCGUAUUUACGAGUACGCCAAAACGGUGAACGGCGUGUUCAACCAGAUACUCUUUGUGCAAUUCUUCGGCAGUAUAUUGAUACUGUGCACCAGUGUGUAUUACUUGUCAUCUCACAUUAUGGAAAUCACGGCUGCGACCAUGGUAAUAUACACUGUUGGCAUGUUUGUGCAAAUUUAUGUCUAUUGCUGGUCCGGGAACGAGGUGAUACUUAAGAGUACAAAAGUAGGAGACGCUAUAUACAGCACGGACUGGCCUCUGCUGACGAUCAGCGAGAAGAAAGAUCUGCUGAUGAUCAUGAGACGUAGUACAAUUCCUAUCAAAUUCACCAGUAGUUUCCUCAUAACUCUGUCUCUGCAGUCUUACAGUAACAUUCUGAAAACAUCAUACUCGGCGUUCAACGUGCUGCAACAGUCGUGAGAUAGAAACGGCCGAGAGUAAGGCGAGACUGCGCUCGGAAGUAACCGAGAUAAACAUAACAGCGAUGUAGUAUACAAUAAUAGCUGCCACGUAAAUUUCAAAAUCCCCGACUGCGUGUUUUCCUUAAUAUUCCUCGCGUCCGAAUCAUGCGAUUACAAUCGACACACUCGCGAG